This is a messenger RNA of Serpula lacrymans var. lacrymans S7.9, 2080 nucleotides long. RefSeq lists its product as uncharacterized. The transcript is spliced from 14 exons. NCBI's taxonomy places the organism in Eukaryota, Fungi, Basidiomycota, Agaricomycetes, Boletales, Serpulaceae. Gene Ontology annotation, molecular function: oxidoreductase activity, acting on CH-OH group of donors; flavin adenine dinucleotide binding. Bases 1 to 1962 code for a protein of 653 amino acids. The record is from RefSeq and is a predicted model, not a curated record.
AUGUCAUUAUAUCUGGCUGGCGGAAUGCGGAAAAUACUUGAUGCACUUCCUAUAAUCCGGGCUAUCUUCCAGGAAGAAGCCGGGUACUAUCGGUACAUCUCAGGAGGAUUGCUGGCCAUUCUCGCCAUUAAUCUUCGUCACUUUCUUGUGAGGAGGUCAAGAUUUGUCACUGAUUAUUCUACGGUAGCUCGUCGAGUCAACGACUUGAGUUACGAUGAGUUCGACGUCGUCAUCGUCGGCGGAGGAACGGCUGGCUGUGUACUAGCUUCUCGUUUGACAGAGGAUCCUUCUUUACGCGUUCUAGUGAUAGAAGCAGGUGGAAGUGGGAAGCAAGUACUUGAAAGUAGACUUCCUUCAGCAUGGGGCCCUGCCCUUCGAACUCAAUAUGGCUAUCAGCUUUACACAACGCCUCAAGUACACGCGAAUGGCAAAAAGAAAUACAUGCCUAGAGGUAAACUGUUGGGAGGAUGCUCAUCUGUGAAUGCGAUGAUGGCUCAGUAUGGGUCACCAUCAGACUUUGAUGAAUGGGCGCAAGUCACGGGCGAUCAAUCGUGGUCAUGGAGCAGCUUUAAUCGAAAAUUCGAAAAGUUUACUCCCGAUCCAAGACUCUCUCAGACUGAUGCCUCCCAGCGCGGGACCCAAGGUCCCGUAGAAGUUGGCUACUUCACGAAUAUGUGGAAGGGCUGCGAAUUUUUUAUCAAAUCAGGCAUUAAUAUUGGCAUUCCGCUGUCCCCGGACUUCAACCUUGCUGAAGGAUCUAUAGGGAUCAACAGGUUCCUUCUCUCAUUCGCCCAUUCUGGUGUAGUGACAUACGUUAGCAAACGGCGUCAGAGGGUGUCGACAGAAACUGCUUAUCUCACGGACGCAGUUCUAUCCCGGAACAAUCUCAAAGUGGUCGUUCAUGCCCGAGCCACAAGAAUCCUGUUUGAAAAAGUUGAUGGUCGUAUUCGUGCAGUUGGAGUGAAUUUCACAUCAUCGCAGGGUGGACAGUCUUUUCAAGCUCGUGCUCGGAAAGAAAUCAUCCUGUCGAGCGGCGCAUUACACUCUCCCCAUCUCCUGAUGAUUUCGGGCGUGGGGCCUGCUGAUCAUCUUAAAGGCCAUGGGAUACAGUUAGUGCAUGACCUCCCCGGUGUAGGCUCUCAUCUGGUUGAUCACCCUGUUGUCAAUAUACGUUGCAAAGAAAGAACAGGCCUUACAUCUAACUUUUUGAGUGCAGUCGGUUUUCUCAACACCAUAAAAUUUGUCAAGGCGAUGGUUCAAUACCAGCUCUUUGGAACAGGCCCGAUAGCUUCCAACCUCGGAGAGGCUGCUGCUUUCUUUCGAUCGGAUGACCCCAUUGUCUUUCCCUCAAAAGAUUUUCCUGAAAAGAUUUUAGACAGCACCUCUGGUCCUGAAAGUCCUGAUCUCGAAAUUAUCCAUGCUCCACUGGCGCUGGAAGAUCACACCAAUGUUUUUGAACCCAGCAUUCAUGCGUUCAGUAUGUAUGUAGCAUUGCUAAGGCCUACCAGUGUAGGCACGGUUCGACUCAAGUCUGCUAGCCCUUGGGAAGACCCUCUGAUCGAUCCGAACUAUUGUCAAACUCAACAUGAUGUUGAUGUUCUCGUUCGGGGGCUCAGAGCGGCUUUAAAGAUUGCUCAAACGGAGCCGCUUUCCUCCAUCGUCGAUGCUGAUAGCAAACAUCCGGGGCUUGACCAUCACCUUCCGUUCCUAAGCGAUGAAGAGCUCGUUCAAGUAGUUCGUGACCGCGUCGAGACAUUAUAUCAUCCCAGUAGUACAUGUCGCAUGGCCCCAUUGAAGGAGAACGGUGUUGUUGAUUCCCAACAACGGGUAUACGGAAUCCAAAAUCUGAGGAUAUGCGAUGCUUCAACGUUCUCAACGCCAGUGUCAGGACAUCCGGCUGGUGCAUGUAUUGCCGCAGCAGAAAAACUGUCUGAUAUCAUCAAGCUCCAGUUGGCUAGCUAGGGGGCCCCUGCUUUUUUUCACGCCAAAGCACCCGCACCCAUAAUUUUGUGCCUAGUAGUCAAAAUCCUGGGGUGGCCUUUUGACCAGGACUAUAACAUGUGUCUUACGAAGCUCUACG